This is a messenger RNA of Anarrhichthys ocellatus (wolf-eel), 3835 nucleotides long. It is a transcript of the gene gdpd5a, whose product is annotated as glycerophosphodiester phosphodiesterase domain containing 5a. The transcript has 17 exons. The coding region runs from base 419 to 2194 and encodes 591 amino acids. The record is from RefSeq and is a predicted model, not a curated record. NCBI's taxonomy places the organism in Eukaryota, Metazoa, Chordata, Actinopteri, Perciformes, Anarhichadidae. Gene Ontology annotation, molecular function: glycerophosphodiester phosphodiesterase activity. Gene Ontology annotation, biological process: positive regulation of neuron differentiation; lipid metabolic process. Gene Ontology annotation, cellular component: plasma membrane.
CGUGGCCGCUCGAUAAACUUGCUUGGCUGAAGUAUUUUUUAUAGUGUGCGCCACAGCUCCACCCACAUCGUGUCUGCCGGGAUUACAGCCAUCUGAAGUCCUCUGUGACCACCGAAGGUAUAUCUUAACUCCAGAAGAAACUAUCUUCUAUGAGUCAUUUAAACAUUAACUAGUUAACCCGUUAAAGCCACCGUUCUCUGUCGGGCUGGACCGGAGGCUGAUGAGUGCCGCCGCUCAAAGUCACUCCACAGACUUCUGUGAAUCCGUAAACUGUGAAGAGAGGACAUUAUGUCAACGUCCCCGGAGAUAACCGAUUAACCAAGCGCUUGUCACGUGUCCGACACUGUCCGGGAUAGAAAGGGUUCCCGGUCCUGUGUGGGAUGUUAACGGACUGGUGGUGCGUUGAGGCUGAAGGAGCAUGGUGAAACACCAACCAUUGCAGGUCUAUGAGAAACAGGUCUUUGUGUCCUUUGUCACUGGGAUCUAUGGUUGCCGCUGGAAACGCUACCAGCGCUCCCAAGACGACAGCUCUAGGUGGGAGUGUACAUGGUUCGUCAUCUUGUGCAGUUCUUUCCUCCUGCUUCUCUUUUGGGCCUACUUCUGGUUGGUGGCUCAAAAUGAUUUCAAUGAGUUCAACUGGUUGGUAUACAACCGCUCUGGAGAAUGGAGGGACGAGACGAUCCCCAUCCUCGCAUCCACCACCGUGGGAUUCAGCUACAUCACAUUCUUAUUGAUUUUAGCACUUUUCCAUAUAUCCUUGGGCCAGCAGCUGAACCUCUACUGGGUUCACAAGAUUGGAGUGUUGGCUACGUUGCUCACCACUAUCUCUGGCGUCAUCUCCGUCGAUGACAUUUGGGGAGAUGAGUGGGACAUCCUGCUGCUUUCACUGCAGUCCACAGCACCUUUCCUGCACAUUGGAGCCCUGGUGACAGUCACAGCUAUCAGCUGGUUGGUAGCUGGAUAUGUGGUCCGCAGAGAGAGAUCCAAUUUCCAGGUGAUGAUGUUGCUGAUCUACAUGGUCAUCCUCCUGGCUGUGUAUUUGGCUCCGCUCACAUUCACCUGCCCCUGCAUCAUGGACCGGCACAGCCUCAGACCGCGACCAGAGAUCAUUGGUCGAAGGGGAGCUCCGAUGCUGGCCCCAGAAAACACCAUGGUGUCCUUUAACAGAGCCCUGCAGUAUGGAAGCAGCUCCCUGGAGGCAGACAUCACUAUCAGUGUGGACGGUGUUCCCUUCCUUAUGCGGGACCGCACAUUGAAACGAACGACAGACGUCCGUAAGGUCUUUCCAGUCAGACAGUAUGAUGAUGCCUCUUUCUUCAACUGGACUGAGAUUCGCUCUCUGAACGCAGGCCAGUGGUUUUUGGAGAGUGACCCCUACUGGACAGUAGGAAGCCUCACAGCGAGGGACCGCAGCAGAAUAGGCAACCAGACGGUCUGCAGUCUGGUGGAAAUGCUGCGUCUGGUGGCCAGGGCCAACGGCUCUGCACUGCUUAACGUCCGCCGGCCCCCGCCGGAGCACCCGCGCUACCGGAGCUGGUUCAUGGACACACUGUGGGCUGUGCAGAAAGCGGGCAUUACCCAGAAGAGGGUGAGGACUGUGACGUGGACCCCCGACACUGACAGGGGGAGGGUGCGAGGGCUUCUGCAGACCGCAAACGAGAAGCUGUCAGUGGAAGAGAUGAGGCAGAGGGGAAUAACGAGCCUGACCCUCCACUACAGCAAGGCCAGCCACAAAGACCUGCAGGAGUAUCUGGCCAAUAAUGUGAGUGUGACUGUCUACCCAGUGAAUGAGGGCUGGCUCUACUCCAUCCUGUGGUGUAGCGGGGUGCCUUCUGUGUCCUCUGAUGCCCCCCAAGUCCUCCGAAAGGUGCCUUACCCCAUCUGGCUCAUGAGUCGGAAGGCUUACGACUUCAUCUGGAUCACUUCAGAUCUGGUCUCCUUCGCCGUAGUCGUAGGGAUUUUCAGUUUUCAGAACUAUCAUAUGAUCAGGUGGAGGAUGAGAGGGAUGCAGAACUAUAACCCGGAGCAGAUCAUGCUGAGCGCUGUGGCGCGUCGGUCCAGUCGGGAGGUCAACAUCAUGAAGGAGAAGCUCAUAUUCUCAGAACUAAACAAUGGGCUCAGCAGUACAGAGGAGCUGUGUCUGUAUCCUGAGAACGGAUAUGCCACAUACACUCAUGGAGAGCUCAGUCACUGAACAAAACACACAGCUGGACGUCUGCUUUCAGAGCUCUACUGACCGGAUGUUAUUUUGUCAUCAAAAGGAAGGAGGACAAAUGGGGAAACCGAUCUAUUAAUCAACUUACACCAGGAGUUAUGAUGGCAUGGAUACCAAAUUGUAUCUGAAGUAUCUGGCCUAUAAUUCAUCAGUUUUUCAAAAUUACACAUUAUUCACUUGUUCAUGUGCAAGUUCUAAGUAAUGCAUGUAUGUGUGUAAUUUCAUUUUGUAUGUAUUUUUUUCCUUAAGACUGCCAGCAUUUUCUUUGAAAGUAGUUCACCACUUACCUUUAACAUUGCUGUAAAGAGUCCUGUUCUUGUUUUCAGUGUUAUAAAUGUGUUCAACAUUCUUCAGUGGGACAACAUGGCUGGUGGGUUUCCAUGUCGUCAUCACUUCAGAUGUCAGCUGACCAAAUGUCUCAUGAUGAGUCGCAUGCUAUUUCCUCCUGAAUUAAAUCCGAUGACCAGGUAAACGUGGAAUUUGUGUUUCUCAAAAAAUUGUUUAAUCAAUUCUCAAUCAUGAAUAAAUCAUUUUAAAACAUUAUUACCAGAGACAUUUGGUGAUGUGAGCGUUGGUUGGGACAAAAUCCAUAUGACUACCAUGACUACCACCAUCUGUUUGCUUGAGUGACCUUUGAGCUAAUGCGCUAAUGCGCUGUAAUGUUGUAUUUCACUGUUUUAUAACAGAGGUGUAGUGUUCUGUAUUAUAAACUGAUGUAAAUAUGAGAUGUUUGUAUUCUGUUUUUCAAUGGUUUGGAUUGUAUAUUUUCUGUUGUCAUGUAUUACCAUUGGGACUGAUGUCCUCUUUUAUGUGCAAAAGACAAUAGGGACAAUGUAAAAACUUAUUUUCUUGCAGUUUCAUGGGAUGGGGGGGUAUUGUGAGUAUAUGGGGAUGAAUGUUCUUUGUCAUGCCAUGAUUGACUUACUGUAUAGUCAUAUUAGCUAUUACGUCUUUCACAUGACUGCCUUUUUGUUAAAUUAAUGGACUUGUAGUUUAGCUUAUGUUUUUUAGUGUAGUCUUUUAGUUAAAUAAAAAGGGGUACACAUUUCUAGUUACAGCAACACCUCUGCAGCCGCAGACAUGUCAGCUGUUCAAUUCUAGUUCAAAUCUAUUCUCUUUGAAAAAUGUGCGGUUUGUCUUUUGUAACAAAUAAAUCGCAAAGUAUAUUUUCAAAAUGGAAAUAAAAAAUUGGGGUGAAAGUCUUUGAUUCUUCUACAAUAGGUCAGAAAGCUGAGCUGCUUUACUCUUCCAUGCUUUCUACCAGCUUGUUAUCACUUUAGUUUGGGACCAUAUACCUACAAAGCUAAUGAGUCCCAUCAGCUAUAGCUCUGAGUUCAGUGCUGACUAGCUACUGUUAACGAGCUAACGCGACACUAAGUUGAUGAACAAGGUAAACGUUAUGCCUGCUACACAAUAGCAGGUCAGUAUUGUCGUUGUGAGCAUGUUAGCAUAAUGACAUUAGCAUUUAGCUCAAAGCACCACUGUUGGCUGUAGACUCUUAGUCUGACUAAGACAAUACAACUGCUGCUUCAGUUGUAUUUGACUUUUGUCAUAUUUUGUUACUUCCUGUAAAGUGGUUAAUUAUCAAUGACAACACUAUAGCGCUGGCUACAACAGGAA